AUGGCCGAGUUUGUUGGCAUGGUGCUAGAGGCCUGUCCAGUAGACCUGGAGCAGGUUGCACAGGCCACGCAGGACGACUCUAUUCUACAUAGUAUUCUGCAACGAGUGCUGACGUCCAGAUGGGAGGCUGUGAGUGCAAGUGAAGAGGCAUACUUCAUCGUACGCGAUCAGCUCUCAGCCUCAGAAGGUGUCGUGCUUUUCAACGCAAGAGUGGUCAUCCCGGAAGCGCUUCGCACUGCAGUUAUGGCGUUGGCACAUGAGGGGCACCCAGGUCGAGCUGCAUUCCUGGAAUCUCUCCGACGUCGAGUUUGGUGGCCCGGUGUCACAAAAGAUGCCACAUUGUACGCCGAGCGCUGCUCGGAGUGCUAUAGGAAACAUAGCAACUCGCAUCAGGAGCUUCUCCCUUCUGAGAUUGAAGGUGUAUGGGAGAAGCUCGCAGUAGACCUGGUGAAUGUGGAAGGACAUCAACUGCUUUCCAUCAUUGACUAUGGCUCGCGCUACCCGGAGGUGAUCCUACUGCAAAGCACGUCAACCACCAGCGUUGUGAGUGCAUUAAUGGAGACGUUCGCAAGGUUCGGCUUGCCAGCACAACUGGUCUCGGACAAUGGUCCCCAGUUUGCUGGCAGAGAGAUGGCAACGUUCCUCCAACGCCUAGGGAUCCGUCACGUUAAAUCGAGCCCACGCUACGCUCGGUCUAAUGGCAUGGUUGAGCGUUUUCAUCGCUUACUGAAGGAGCGGAUGGCAGGGCUUAAACCACAUUUACCGUUCAGCCGACGCCUGCAGCAAGUAUUGUUCGACGUCCGUAACAGCAACAACCGAAUGAUUGGGAUGGCGCCAAAUGAGGCGCUGUUCAGUAGAUUGGUUCGCACGAGGCUCCCCGCGUCAAUUACUCCGACGAUUGUCAAUCCGCCCCACCAAAUCCAAGCCAAGGCAGACAUGGCCACGCAGCAUGACGCUCGCCGAGGAGUGCGAGCGCUUCCUUCAAUGAAGCCGGGCACUAAAGUUAUAGUGCAGGAUGGUUACUGCAACCCAAGACAAACUUGGAAAGUCGUCGAGCAGUACGGACGACAGGUUGGAAUCACGGAUGGACGCAGAAUACUCUUGCGGAAUCGUGUUCACUUACGUGAAGUGGUCCGGCCGGGAUGCCAGGUGCAGCCAGAGGUAACACUGCAGGAGCGACAUCUGCGGCAGCCGAGCAUUCCUCACCCAGAUCGGCCACCUGCAAGUAUGCCACAGACGAGACGACAGGAGGAGCCUAAGUCAACUGGACACCCUGUGCAGCCCGGUCCUGUUCAUUCAGAAGCAGGUCCGACCGGAGUCGCCAGUGGAAGUACACCAGCCCCAGAUGCAUUACCAGCGCGACCGGAUGACCCUCCGGAGAACCAUGCGAUGAUGUGUCCGGCAGGGGGCUACCCCAUGGCACGACAUAACGAGAUCCGGGACUUGUUGGCUGACGUGAUGCGUGAGGCGGUCCGGGAUGUGGAGGUAGAACCGCCUCUACUACCGUAUGAUGUUUCCUAA
Sycon ciliatum is the source of this 1521-nucleotide messenger RNA. RefSeq lists its product as uncharacterized. Bases 1 to 1521 code for a protein of 506 amino acids. The record is from RefSeq and is a predicted model, not a curated record. The transcript is spliced from 3 exons. Gene Ontology annotation, molecular function: nucleic acid binding. NCBI's taxonomy places the organism in Eukaryota, Metazoa, Porifera, Calcarea, Leucosolenida, Sycettidae. Gene Ontology annotation, biological process: DNA integration.